UUAUUACGAUGAUAAUAUGAUCGGGUUCAAGAAUCCAGAUCAUGUGACUGGACUGUGACACUCAGUUAGGAAGGAGGAACAACAUUUGGUUAUUUUCUUCCGUAGUAAUACCUCAAGUGUGUUCUGUACAUGAACUGCCAAGACAUUCCAUUCAAAAGAUGAGAAGAUAACAAAUAUUCAGCAUGACAGAAUCAGUGAUAGCCAAUUCCCAGGAGUAUCAGAGUUUUCGCAGCUCUGUUCCUCUAAAAACUUACAUCGUUGAUGAUGAUGAUGGUAAAGAAUGGAAAUUGUAUGAUGCUGGGCCCAAACAGGUGAAGUGUCCCAUCAUUUGUUUUCCUCCAGCCAGCGGCACAUCAGAUGUUUUCUAUAAGCAGCUUCUGGCUCUCUCAGCUGUUGGAUACAGGGUGAUAUCUGUGGAGUAUCCAGUCUACUGGACAAUGGGAGAAUUCUGUGAUGGAUUUAAGAAGCUUUUAGAUCAUUUACAGUUAGACAAGGUCCACAUAUUUGGUACCUCUUUAGGUGGAUUUCUUGCUCAGAAGUUUGCGGAGGUCACACAUCGUUCUCCAAGAGUUGUUUCCCUUAUCCUGUGCAAUGCGUUCUAUGAUACUACCAUUUUCAACCAAACUAAUUCGGCUCCAACGUUUUGGAUGAUGCCUGCUCUGGUGCUAAAGAAGAUGGUGAUGGGGAACUUUGACAGAGGAUAUGUGGAUACUGAUAUUUGUGAUUCUAUUGACUUUCUUGUAGAGAGGCUUGACAGUCUGAGUCAGUCUGAACUAGCUUCGAGGCUAACCUUGAACUGUAUGAACUGUUAUAUAGAGCCUCAGAAACUCCAAGAUGUGGAUGUUACUAUAAUGGAUGUUUUUGAUGAUUGUGCAUUGUCUCAUGCUGUGAGGGAGGAGAUGUAUAAAUGUUACCCCGAGGCCAGGCGAGCCCACCUUAAAUCAGGGGGAAACUUUCCAUACCUUAGUAGAAGUGGUGAAGUUAAUAUAUUCAUUCAGAUUCAUCUUCAGAAGUAUGAUGGAACAAGUGAAAGUGCGAAGUUUAACACAGACAAAGAAAACAGUGAUUCAGAAACUUUCCGGCGAAAUUGUUUUCCUUGGUUGCAGGUACCUUUUUUCAGUUGGAGUUGGGUAGCAGCAGAAUGCAAAACAAUGAGCAACUGUUGUCAGACUGGAAGGUCAAGAAAAAUAGGCCCAGAAUGUAAUGAUGAUGUCAUUGAACUCCGACCUAGGAGACAUUUAAGGAUCCAGCAUUUAAAUGCAAGACGAAGGGACAGUGCACUGGAGCAAGAGCAACAGUUGUAUCUAAAAAAUCACAACAUAUCAUAUACCAACUAUGGAAAACUGACAUCCAGUAUUAAUCAGAAAAAGACCCCUAGAGACGCACACAAAUCAGAUUCUCAGAAUGAUCACAUUGAAGCAAAUCACCCAAAUAUGGCAAAAUGCCAGGAGGAAAAGACUAUUGCAAGUCGACCAACGUCAUUUAAUGCAUACUCCUCUCCCUUUGUUCCAUCCAGAUCUUCCCUUUCAAGGGAUUCUGUUGGGGGAGAGACAAUUAUGUCCUCCUCCAAUGUGGAAGUUUCUUUAAAUUUACGAGGCAAUGAAGAUGGCUUCAUGUCUGAGAUCGAAGAAAAAGAUGAACAAUCUAAUGCAACCAGUCGAUCUCUAAAAAGUUUUGUUUCUGAACCUGUGAAAAAUAAUGGAGUAGCGGUUCCAAAGGAUGGUGCAAUUAGGCCGGAUCCUGGAGUUGUGCUUUUCUUUAUUCAUGGUGUAGGAGGUUCAUCAGAUAUCUGGAAACCUCAGAUGAAGUACUUUGCAAACUUAGGGUAUGAAAUCAUUUGCCCAGACAUGAUUGGACAUGGACUAAGCUGUGCACCCAAUGAUAGAAAGUGCUAUCACUUCAGGGAAAUUUUACGUGACAUGGAGGCCAUGUUUGAUGUAUAUUGUAAAAGAAGCAAUGUUAUUAUAGGUCAUUCAUAUGGUUGUGCAUUUGCCACUGUCUUAGCCAGACAGAGGGCCAAACGGGUGACUAAGCUGAUUUUGGUCAGUGGAGGGGGACCUGUUCCUCUUGCUCCUCAGCCUGGGGUUUUUUCCUUGCCCAUAUGCAUCCUAGCAUGCAUUAAACCAUGUAUAUCAUGUCUGUUUACAAGAGGUGCUUUCCACAACAAUUCCAAAUUGUUAGUAGAUAAACAGAAGGCUUUUGACAUCCCGACUUAUGUACUGGAUUUUAUCAUGAAUGGGCAAUGGUGGCUGGAUGGCGAUGACUUGUAUCACAGCUGUAUAAAUGUGUCCACCUUACUCAUCUGGGGAAGACAUGACAAGUUUGUAUCACUGGAAGAGGAGGAGGCAAUGGAUAAGACAAUCGUAGACUGUAAGCUGGAGAUAAUUGAAGAAACUGGUCACAUGGUAAUGAUGGAAGCACCAGAACAUUUCAACAACAUUGUCCAUCAAUUCAUAGCUCCAGGGGUUAUCAAAGGUUUAAAAGACAAACUGCAGUCUGAAGCACAAUAUACAGAGGUGAAUUCCAGCCAUGUUCCAGGUGUUUCUCACCAGCAGUCAGAAACAGACAGAACCACCAGAGCUAGUUCUCCCUGGUUUUCACCACGACGAAAACGUCCUGACAGUAGUAAAAGUAAGAAGUCCAUUACUUCUAUCAAGUCCAGCAAAUCCAGAAAAUCCAUGCCAAAUGGAGUGCUAACUCACAGUUUGUUAUGAUUCUGUAGUUUUGAAAUAUUCUGUGAUGAAAAGUUGUCCAUGGGUAAUAAUCAAUCUCAAGUUUUGUUAUCAUUCUGUAGUUUUGAAAUAUUCUGUGAUGAAAAGUUGUCCAUGGGUAAUGGCCAACCUCAAGUUUUGUUAUGAUUCUGUAGUUUUGAAAUUUUCUGUGAAGAAAAGUUAAUUGUCCAUGGGUAAUGGUCAAUCUCAAGUUUAGCAUCAUGAGCAGUUCUUCUAUCUUGCAUUGUUAUACUUAAAAACUUGUGGAACCAUUCAUGUCAUGUAUCCACAUCUCUAAACUUCCUUGAAACAAAGAAAACGGUUUCCAUUUUGUCAGAAACCAUGUUUUUACUGAUUAUGAGCUUUGAAUUUGAAUUUAAAUGUAGCUAUGCAUUUUCAGAAACAUAUAUCAAUAUAAAUGAUUUGAAUGUAUAUGCAA
Ostrea edulis (European flat oyster) is the source of this 3150-nucleotide messenger RNA. RefSeq lists its product as uncharacterized. Gene Ontology annotation, molecular function: catalytic activity. The record is from RefSeq and is a predicted model, not a curated record. NCBI's taxonomy places the organism in Eukaryota, Metazoa, Mollusca, Bivalvia, Ostreida, Ostreidae. The transcript is spliced from 15 exons. Bases 183 to 2714 code for a protein of 843 amino acids.